GGUAUAAAAGCCACCAGGUGUCCCCGUUCUAAUUCAGUCAGGAUCGAUUCUUCAGUUCUACAGGACUAACCGCAGCAGUGAAAUAUUCGAGAUGCGUGCAUUCGUGCUUUUGUCCGCAUGCCUUGCGGUAGCUUCCGCCCAGUUCUUCCAAGGCGGUAACUCAUUCUCCGGAGCCAGUGCCGGAUCCCGGGCAGUCACCGUUGACUAUUCACCAGUGGCAUACGAUCAGACCGUGCUUGGUGGCUCCUCAGGUGGAUUCAGUUCGUCUGGUGCUUCGUCUGGAUCCUUCGGUGGUAGCGGUGCAGGAUUCGGUGGCGGCAGCAGUGGUGGAUCGUUCAGCGGUGCUGGAGCCAGAUCUUCCGCUUUCGGUGGUGCUAGUGCCUUCGGUGGCGCCGGAGCUUCUGGUUUCGGUGGUGCCGGAGCUUUCGGUGGUGCCUCUGCUCGUGCCUCUGCAGGAGCUCAAGUCCGUUAUGUCGUCAAGCCUGAGAUUGUCAAGAAACACUUCUACUACCACGUCGCCCCUGAAGCCGAAGCUAACGCUGAAGCUGAAGCCCGUGUCGAAAUCCAACCCCAGACCCACUACAAGGUUCUGUUCAUCAAGGCCCCGAGUGCAUCCGCUAGUGCCGCUGCCCGUGCCGCCGCUCGUACCCGUACCCAGGAGAAGACUAUUGUCUACGUUUUGGUCAACAAGCCAGAAGCCGGAGCCCAGUCUGCCGCCGAUGCCGCCGUCGAUACCUACAACAGUGCCAAGCCGGAAGUCUACUUCAUCAAAUAUCAGGGCAAGAACGCUGGCGCUAGAGCUGCAGCCACUGCUGGUGCUUCUGCAUUCAGUGGUGCUUCUGCAUUCGGUGGUGGUGCCUCCGGAUUCGGUGGUGGUGCCUCUGGAUUCGGUGGUGGUGCCUCCGGAUUCGGUGGUGGUGUUUCUAGAUUCGGUGGUGGUGCCUCUGGAUUCGGUGGUGGUGCCUCUGGAGCGUCUGGAUUCGGUAGUGGUUCCUCUGGAGCCUUCGGCAAUUCCGGAGUUACCACCUACAACAGCGGAUCUUCCGGAUUCAGCGGAGCCAGCGAUAGCGGAUUUGGUGGUGCUAGCGGAUUCGGUGGCGCCAGCGGUUUCAGCGGUGCUGAUUCUUCUAGCUUUGGCAGUGGAUUCGGCAACUCCGGCUCUUCGGCCGGAUCGAACUCGUUCAGCCGUAGCUACAACACAUCGCCGAACUACUAA
Messenger RNA from Ochlerotatus camptorhynchus, 1216 nucleotides. RefSeq names its product pupal cuticle protein 36-like. The transcript has 4 exons. The record is from RefSeq and is a predicted model, not a curated record. Lineage: Eukaryota; Metazoa; Arthropoda; Insecta; Diptera; Culicidae. The coding region runs from base 92 to 1216 and encodes 374 amino acids.